This is a messenger RNA of Protopolystoma xenopodis, 1293 nucleotides long. Lineage: Eukaryota; Metazoa; Platyhelminthes; Monogenea; Polystomatidea; Polystomatidae. The record is from the annotation of a GenBank genome assembly.
AUGUGCAUGACGAACAAGCCAGCUUUCGAGGACUGUGUCGUCGUGAAGGCGCUGCGCUCCGCGGGUGCCGUCCCCUUCGUGUUGACCAACAUGGGCCAGAGCAUUUGGCGACAGGACUCGUGGAAUCCCAUCUUCGGGCGACCGCUGCACCCCACGCAUCCCGAUCGGAUGGUCGGCGCCAGUUCCGGCGGCGAAGCGGCCAUUUUGGCUCGCCGCGGCUCUCCGCUCGGCCUGGCCGUCGACUUUCUCGGCAGCCUGCGCUUUCCGGCCGCUUUCUGCGGCGUCUCCGGCCUCAAACCGACCCAGCACCGGCUCAGCUCCUGCGGCCUCAACACCAGCCUCGGCUCGUCGGACCGACUGCCCCACGUCGUCGGACCGAUCGGCCAUUGCGUCGACGAUCUGGCCGACAUGAUGGAGACGCUGUGCCAUGCUCGCAUGUUCGAUCUGGACCCCAGCCUUCCGCGGAUGCCCUUCAACAGACAGACCUUCACGCGACCGUUCGCGCGGCGCAGCCUCCGAAUCGGCUACUUCGUCCAGUUGGACGACCUUCCACGGCCGGUGCCGGCCGUCGAGAGGGCUCUGAUGAAGGCGAAGCGCUGCCUCGAGCUGCAAGGUCAUGAGUUGGUCGAGUUCCGCGUGCCCCAAGCAUACAGCAUCGUCGAGAUGGCCUUCAGUCUGGCGCAUGCCAACCUCUGGCCGCAGAUCUUCCGCAACAUCUACGCCUCGUGGAACUUUGACGUGAUGGAUCGGGCGCAACGAAUCAUUCAUGGCUUCUACAUGCUGCCCAACUGUAUCGCCUCACCGCUGGUCUGUCUCGUCUCCGGUUACCUGAGCGCCAGUCGACCGCUGUUGUCGCGGAUGUUGCGCUGUUGGCGACGUGAGGAGGCGCAGAUUUUGGUGGAAAACCGACUGGCCACAUUUCGAGACGUCUUCUUCACCGCCUGGACAGACCUCGAGUUGGACGCCUGCCUCUGUCCGGUCACGCUGUGUCCGGCGCCCAGACUCAACUCGCUCGGUCACGAGGACAUCCUCAGUCUGCUGGCCCAUUGCGCCCUCUUCAGCCUGACGGGCGGGCCGGCCGGUGUGGUACCAUUCGGCGCAGUGACCAGGGCCGACGAGCAAGAGGCCGAGGACCGAGUCGGCCUCACUCCGGCCGGCACUGAGGCCAGACUGUUGAGGCAACAGAUCGGAUCUCAGGGACUUCCGCUGGCCGUACAGAUCGCCGCUCUGCCGUGGAACGACGAGAUUGUACUGCAUUUAAUGCGGCAGUUGGAGUCGACAGCCUCGACAUGA